AUGACUGACGCUGAGCUCGAUCGCGACUGGGUCCCCAACGGACGCCGACCCUUAUCCACUGUGGCACGCUCCUUCUCCCAAGAAUUGAUGGACAUCUUCCGCAUCGACAAUUCCGUUUCUGACCUUGAUCAGCAAGUUUCUGAGAGACGCAGCAACGUGGGCAAGAAUAACGAGGAACUUGCCAGCCUCGAAGCCCGUAUUCGCGAAAUGGAGGAUCGCCUCCGUCGCAACCAGGGUGGCAAGCCCGCUGAGCGAUCUCAACAAGCUCCCAAUGUUCCUCCGCCGCCUCCCCCAAAGGAUGAAAGCAAGUCGCGACCAGGUACGGCUCGCGCCCCUCAGCAAGCACCCAGCUCUGGCAACAUGCCCCCCACGCCUGGGGCCAGCGAAGGUGAUUAUUAUCUCGUGACCCAGGCUGAUUUGGACGACUCAUCUCGCUGA
Messenger RNA from Pochonia chlamydosporia 170, 438 nucleotides. RefSeq lists its product as hypothetical. The transcript is spliced from 3 exons. Lineage: Eukaryota; Fungi; Ascomycota; Sordariomycetes; Hypocreales; Clavicipitaceae. The record is from RefSeq and is a predicted model, not a curated record. Bases 1 to 438 code for a protein of 145 amino acids.